This is a messenger RNA of Cololabis saira (Pacific saury), 3616 nucleotides long. RefSeq names its product glycerophosphocholine phosphodiesterase 1 (gene gpcpd1). Gene Ontology annotation, molecular function: glycerophosphocholine phosphodiesterase activity; starch binding. The transcript is spliced from 20 exons. NCBI's taxonomy places the organism in Eukaryota, Metazoa, Chordata, Actinopteri, Beloniformes, Belonidae. Gene Ontology annotation, biological process: glycerophospholipid catabolic process. The coding region runs from base 333 to 2345 and encodes 670 amino acids. The record is from RefSeq and is a predicted model, not a curated record.
UACUAAUGAGUCGUGACUGCAGACAGGCCGCCAGACGAGACAGCAGUCGCUCUUUGUUCCACUUCUAACGUCACGUCUCGGUGAUUGAUUUAAGUUUUGCUCUCUUUUUUUUUUUAUUAUUAACCACCGGAGGUUCUAUUUGUGGUGGUUAUGUGUGUUUGGUUGGCUGUGUUUGAACCGGCUUCUGCUGUUGUUUUCCUCCUGAGCGAUGUUUCUCAUCAGGAUACAGAAGUAGGCUUCACUUCUAAUUUCAUCCCUUGAUUUUCUCAAGAAAACCACGCAGAGCUUUGGACACCCAAAAGUUUGAUUUGCACCUUCAGUCUUUGCCGACCAUGGAAACCACUCAGGUGACUCUGGCUCUGAGAGGAGAAACAUCUCCAGGUGAGCUGAUUGCAGUCGUCGGCAGUUGUGAGGCCCUGGGAAGCUGGAUCUAUCAAAAAGCAAUCCCUUUACAUCCUCUUGGUGAUGAAGAACACACAUGGACUGUGACAGCCACUGUUCCCAGAGGCGUUGUUUCCAAGUAUCGCUACUUCAAAGGCUACUUUCUCGAGUCAAAGAGUGCAGGUGGUCCCUCUCAAGUGAUAGUCAAUAAGUGGGAGACCCAUCAUCAGCCCCGCACGAUGAGCCCCACAGCACACCUGGAUAUUGACGAUGGACAAUUUGGAAUUCACAAUGGGGUGCAUUUCGUUGACUCAGGGUGGCUCACAUGCCAGACUGAAAUUCGCCUGCGUUUGCACUAUAGCAAGAUGCCUCCGGUGUCCAUCACCAAGAAGAAGUUCAAGAAGUCUCGCUUCAGGAUCAAGCUCACAAUAGAGGGCAUUGAGGAGGAAGAGGAGGAUGAUGAGCUCAGUCCUACUUCGCUGCAUGAGACGACCACCACUUUGGAGAUCAGUGUGAUUAGUGCCAAUGGAUAUAAGUCACGUCACUCUCAGCCGGAGUGUGGUUACGCCCUGGAUCCCUCCCAGUGGACUGAGUACAGUAUCCACACCAUGGAACCUGACAACCUUGAGCUCACCUUUGAGUUCUUUGAGGAGGAUAUGAGUGAGCAUGUAGUUCAGGGGGACACCCAUCCAGGACAUGUGGGGGCCGCCAUCCUCCUCUCCUCCACAUUUUUAGAGAGUGGCAAAGACGGCGGAGUAGUUACACUUCCCAUAAUGGGACGAAAUGCAAGGCAGACGAUUGGGAAAGUAAGAGUGGAUUACCUGGUGAUCCGUCCAAUCCAAGGAGUCCAAUGUGACAUGAGCUCAUCCUUCACAAAGCACUGGAAGAAAAGAAGUACUCUGGAUGUGGGUCACAGAGGAGCGGGCAGCACAUGUGCAGCAAAACACCACAGAGUCCGAGAGAACACAAUAGCCUCAUUCAAAAGUGCUGCUAAGCAUGGUGCAGCCUUUGUAGAGUUUGAUGUUCACCUCUCCAAGGAUGCUGUGCCUAUCGUAUACCACGAUCUCACCUGCUGCAUAUCCACCAAGAAGAAGAAUGACAAGAACCUGGAGCUUAUUGAGGUCCCAGUCAAAGACCUGACAUACGACCAGCUGCAGCUUUUAAAGCUGGCCCAUGUCGCUGCAAUGAAAGGAAGCGAUCUCAAAGAUCUCCCGGAUGAAGAUGAUGAUGUCGAUGAACAUCAGCCAUUCCCGUCACUGUCCCAGAUUUUCCAAGCCGUUCCUGAACAUGUUGGGUUCAACAUUGAGCUCAAAUGGAUCAGCCAGAUGAAGGAUGGGUCAUGGGACGGAAACCUGUCGUCCUAUUUCAACAUGAACAAGUUCCUCGACAUCAUCCUGUCAUGUAUUCUGCAGAAAGGUGGACAAAGACGCAUUGUCUUCUCCUGUUUUGACCCGGAUAUCUGCACAAUGGUGCGUCAGAAGCAGAACAAGUACCCCAUCCUCUUCCUCACUCAGGGAAUUUCAGAAAAAUAUCCUGAACUGAUGGACAUCCGAUGCCAGACUACUCAAAUUGCUGUCAGCUUUGCCCAGAGUGAAAAUAUUCUGGGAAUCAGUGCCCACACCGAAGAGCUGUUGAAGCACCUUAACUACAUUGGGGAUGCCCAGUCCAAAGGCCUGGUGGUGUUCAGCUGGGGAGAUGACAACAAUGACCACGAAACCAGAAGGACGCUGAGAGAGCAAGGAAUCAAUGGGCUCAUUUACGAUAGUAUCUGUGAAGCCCAAGGAGAGCAGCCAAACAUCUUCCAGGUAGAGGGGAAACACUCCCUGCAGGAGGUGAUUACAGAGGAGACCAUGAAGAGCUCCACUUGCUCCUGCUACUCCAUUCCCUGCUCCAUGGCACCCUGCAUGUCCUACAAGCCUCGUGGUGGCAGCGCCGAGUCUGAUUCUGGACUCAGCUCUUCUUAAGUACCCCCAUGCCCCCACCCUGCAGCAUAUUUCAAUGUAGCAUGUUGCACACACAUUGAGAAUGGCCAAGAUUGGAUUCAAUGAAAAGCGUAUACUAGAAAACUAAACUUUUGACAAGAUUUAUUCUGUCCUUACCCUCCUUUAUGUGGUUACAGAAGGAGAACCAUUCAGACCAUAUCUAUUUCACUCAACUCAGUUGUGGAAAUGGGUCCAUAUUUAGCCAAAAAGUAUCAGUUGAGCCACUCAGGCUUGUAAAUUGAGUUACCUUCUUUUUUUUCUGCGGCCUGUUUACACAUCAGUCUAUCCUGAUGUUCUCAAACUGGGAAAUUAUACACAAAACUGCACAAUAGAUGUUUUACAGAUGUUAAAGUGUGACAUAACUGCAAAAUGUGACCAGCUCCUUCAUUGAAUAUCCUCCAGAUCGUACCCACAGUGGGAAAAACAAUGUUAAACAAACAGGAGAGUCACAAAUACAUGAGCCAUUUAAAAAUCAGUAAUGCUGGUUUAUCAUGAAACAUCCGUUUAAAUCGAGAUCUGUUCUCACAUUGUCACAGUAACAAAACAAAAUCAACACGGCCAAGCCAUUACUUUCUGCAAGAUGGGCACACUCCCUCAAUGUUUUAUUUUUUGUGUUCUUUUUUUAUAUGCACGCUUGUAGCUAUUAUAUUUUAAGUUACUUUCAUUGUCUUGAAUAACAAUGGGCAACAAUUUGACACAAUUUUUAGCAAAGCUAGAAACGCAGCAGAAAAUGUGCAGCUUGAGGACAGUGCAGGUCUAUAUUUGGUGGCUCCACCUUUAAAUGCCUUCAGACUUUAGUUUAUUGACUUGACUGAUUGUUAUUGCACAUCACACAUUGAUUACUGUGUAUUUUAUGUACUUAAGGUUUGCACAUACUUGAUUUUAGAAAAAACACAAAUGUUUUGCCUCAGUUCAUGUACAUACCAUAUCCUUAAGGGGGACGUUUUAUUUUCUGCUUCUGGCUCUUUGUAUUCAACAUCGUCACCUCUUUACUAGAUUUUCAGUAAAGCUGUCUGUACCACUGUUACCUCGUGUACAUUUAUUCAGCUUCACAACACCAAUAGUCUGGGACAAAAACAAAAUACACAUGAAUUCAAUUGUAAUAUGUUUUCUGUACAGUAUCUGUAUCAUCCUGCAAAACGAAUGAUUGUUGAAUCCAUGCUCUGUAAACCUGUAUGACUGAACUAUCAGACCCAAUGAACCAUGUUUAUAACUGCCUCUUGAAAUGUAAAUAAAGUUUGUGUGUACAUAUA